This is a messenger RNA of Rhincodon typus (whale shark), 870 nucleotides long. RefSeq names its product growth hormone regulated TBC protein 1a (gene grtp1a). The coding region runs from base 1 to 870 and encodes 289 amino acids. The transcript has 6 exons. The record is from RefSeq and is a predicted model, not a curated record. Lineage: Eukaryota; Metazoa; Chordata; Chondrichthyes; Orectolobiformes; Rhincodontidae.
AUGACAUGCAGCGAAUGUAAAAACCUGAAGACUGUUAUGUGUGAUGAGCUAGAGCUCCCAGAAGUGAAACGCUACAUCAGGAAAGGAAUUCCAAAUGAAUAUCGUAGCCUUAUCUGGAUGACUGUUAGUGGAGCCCAAGCACAGAUGGAAAAAAAUCCAGCUUACUAUAAGAAGCUACUGGAAAUGGAAGAAGAUCCAAAGUUGGUUGAUGCUGUUAAAACAGACAUUAACAGAACAUUUCCUGACAAUGUACAGUUUCGCAAGACUGCAAACCCCUCCUUACAAGAUGCACUCUUCAACAUUUUAGUGGCAUAUGGAAACCACAAUAAAAUAAUUGGUUAUUGCCAGGGGAUGAAUUUCAUUGCUGGUUAUUUACUUAUAGUGACCAAGGAUGAAGAGAAGUCCUUCUGGUUGUUAGAUGCCCUGAUUGCAAAGAUAGUACCGGAUUUCUACACUCCGACAAUGAUCGGGUUAAAGACAGAUCAACAGGUCCUGUCACAGCUGGUGAAGAUGAAGGUCCCUGCAGUGGCUGCAUUAAUGGAAAAACACAAUGUGAUGUGGACGUUGGUUGUGGGGCGAUGGUUCAUCUGUUUGUUUAUUGACAUUCUCCCUGUGGAGACAGUUCUUCGGAUUUGGGACUGUCUGUUCUAUGAAGGAUCUAAAAUCACCUUUCGUGUGGCCUUGACGUUAAUAAAGUACCACCAGGCUUCCAUUUUAGAAGCUAACAGUUUCCCUGCCAUCUGUGAGAAAUUCAAAGAAAUCACACGUGGGUCUGUGGUCGAAGACUGCCACGUCUUUAUGCAGGUGAGUUUGUUCUUUCUGGAAGUUGUGAAGACAAACAUUGUCCAGGAUUAUUGGAAUGUUGAUUGA